This is a messenger RNA of Plasmodium cynomolgi strain B, 5397 nucleotides long. RefSeq lists its product as hypothetical. The record is from RefSeq and is a predicted model, not a curated record. Gene Ontology annotation, molecular function: histone binding. Bases 1 to 5397 code for a protein of 1798 amino acids. Gene Ontology annotation, biological process: mitotic chromosome condensation; meiotic chromosome condensation. Lineage: Eukaryota; Apicomplexa; Aconoidasida; Haemosporida; Plasmodiidae. Gene Ontology annotation, cellular component: condensed chromosome, centromeric region. The transcript is spliced from 2 exons.
AUGCUGCAAGGGAAGAUAAAAAAGUUCAAGCUACCCAUUAAUAAUAACAUCGACAAUUUUUUAAAGGACAUAAGCUUAAAAAAAAAUGAGUAUGUGUAUGGGUGUGGGGCGGAAGAUAUAGAAAAUGUAAAUCUGAAGGCCGAGUGCAUAAUUAAUUAUUUCAGUUUCAUCAACGACAGUUAUAGCAAUCUGUUACUUCUGUUGUGUCAAGAAGGAUUUGACACUGUGCUGAAUUACAUACGCAUAAGUGACAAUUUAAACGAUGGAGAACAGGAGAAGAUAUUCGGCUGUCUAACUAUUUUAAUUGAAAAAAGUGUAGACGUUUUUAAAAACUAUUUUAAAUGUGUAGAAAAAUAUCACCAAAAAAAUGGGCAUUGUGAUAAUGGAGUGGAAAAGUUACAAUUUAUUCUAAACGAAAAUAAUAACAUCAUGAAUAUGAUCAUUCAAUGCUUGGAAGAUAAUUACAAAGAGUAUUCUGUGAAUGAAAAGAGGAAAAAAAAAUUUACCUUUUUCGAGAUCCACGAAAUUUUAAUCUCCUACUUUAAUGCGCUCACAUUUAUUUACUUAAAUCUGUUUAAUUGUUAUUAUAACCAUAAUUUUUGUAAGCAGCAGAAUGCCGAGAUGGUGGUUGUUAAUGUUCAGAGAGGGAGGAAAAAACUGAAAAAGGAAAACGAUGAAGAAACAAAUGUCGCUUUGAAAAAUAUGAAUUGUCUUUUGAACAACAUCAUUUUAUUGGUAAGCAACAUCAAAUUUGACAUUUUAUAUGAUCAGGUAAACAUCCCUGUGGUGGAUUUAUAUCUCCAGUUUUUUCUAAAUAUCUACACAAUUAACCAGGAAAAUAACAACAUGUUUAACAUGAGUACGUAUCAUGAUCACAUCUCGAUGAUUAUUGGGACCCUGCUGAAGAUGUACAUUAAGGAAGAGAAGGUACGGGGUGGGGGUGGUACUCUGUCCAGUAGGGGCAACACGAACAAGGAGAGCGAUAAAAGUGAGGGAAAAAAAAGCGGUGCUGCGGGGUGGAGACACAGGGGAGAUUUCAGUGAGGGAUUGAGUGAAGAUAGUGGGGAUGGUAAUAAUGACAAUAACGGAGGUGACAGUAGUGCCGAUCAGGGUGGUACCCCAGUUGAGGAGACGCGGAAGGAUCCCCCCAAAGAAGAAGACAACAAGAGCGAAAAGUCAGUGGGAGAAAAAUUCUAUUCCUUCUCCUUUACGUACAUUUUUUUAAACAACUGCAAAAAGUGCACCAGCGUGAAUAUCUGUGAUGCCCUGCUAAGGGUGAAGAACACGGACAUUCCGGCAAUCAUUAUAAAGGAGUUUAUCGAUUACGUAAAGGAAAAUUCGCUGCUCUAUUUAAACCUGAGCGUACAAACACAUGCACAAAAUGAAAUAUUAAAUGUACUGAAUUUUUUGGAGUACUUAUCGAAAAAUUUAAGUUUCCAUAUGCUGUCAUUUUUGAAAGACUUGACGGACAUGCUGGGCAUUGAUAUUUAUUACAUUAGAAAAUCCAUUUUCGAGAUAUUUAAAAAUUUUAUAACUUUAGCCAAGGCUAGUGAGGAAGUGAACGAGAGGGGGAUCACCGACAGGGAUGGAGAGGAUGGGCAUGCCACUCGUAGUGAAAGGUUUAAGAUGAACAUGGAUACAGGGGAGUUGGAACAGGAAGACGGAGAGGGAGAAGAGGAUGAUGUAGAGGGAGAAGAAGAUGAUGUGGAGGGAGAAGAAGAUGAUGUAGAGGGAGAAGAAGAUGAUGGGGUGGGGGAAGCUGGAGGACCCGAUGGAGAGGACGAAUCGGAGGAGACAGACCAGAACGACGAUAGCAGCGAUUUUUUCUCUCAAGGUAAUGAUGAUGAGAGCCAGUCGUCCGAUGAGGAAUUUAAAAAAGGGAACGGAUUUAGGAAGAAGAAAGUAAACGCGAGAAGAAACAACAAACGUGUUAGCAGGAAAAACGAGAAUAAUGAGUGCUUAAAAAACAGAGCCUUUGUUAUGAACGUGUUGAUGUCGAGGCAGCAUGAUUCGAAGCUGCAUGUGCGAUGCCAUUUGUUAAAAAUCUUGCAGGAGUUAAUCGAAAAUAAUUUCAUUCCUCUCAACUAUUACAAUAACUUGUGUUUGAUAUGCAGUGAGCGGAUAAAUGACAAGUCUCCACUGGUGAGGCAGAGGGCCUUUUCUCUCCUUUCGUGCAUAGCGAGUGACGUGGUGAAGAAUAAAUAUGUCAUCCCGUUGAACACGAGUAGGAUAAAGAGGGAGCUGGCGAACCUGAGUAGGAGGAAAGAGGCGAUGAUGAGGAAGGAGCUAUCCAGUGGGACGGGAAAGAAGAGAGUUAAUCUAUCAGACAGUGAUAGCAGUGAUGGGGGAGGGAGCGACAUAAUGGAUCAAGGCCAAGUAAACGGAAAAGUGAAAAAUGGUAGUAACCACAACGUAUCCACUCGAGUGAACAACCAUGAGAACAUAAAGAAGAAUCACCAGAAUAAGUAUGACUUGUUGAUAAAAAUGUACAACGAAGUUUUAUUCAUUUCAAUUAUUGUUGAUGAUUGUGUGGAACUCUGUUUUAGACUGUUAUAUUCCGUGGUGGAGACGGACCAAAAGAGUGCCAUCCGAUUUAUUAUACUAGCACAUAUGUGCGGAAAUAAAAAAGCAGAGGAACAAAUGAACAAAGUAUGGUCUCUAAUUUUUAGCAACAACUCAAGCAUAGUAGAAAUUAUUAUCAAUGAAUUUGUAAAUGUAAAUAUAACUUGUGAUGAUUAUCGAAUUAGUGCCUUUCGAUUAAUUAAUGUAUCUCUUAAUAGUAAGUUGAAGGAUCUCUCAUGUUUAGAAAAGAUAAUGGAGUGUCUGUUAAUGCAGGAGAAGUGCAGUGUAAGUGUUACCAAAUUGCUGGAUGAAUUAUUUAACAUAAUUUUUGUGGAUACGUUUAGUGAGAACAAAAAUUUGAUCAUCAAGGAAGGGGCUCUCCUGCUUAUGAAGAUACUCUGCUAUUCUAUCCACACGGUUAAUUUAAAAAAAGGGAAAAAAGAACACCACUUUGUUUUUAGCAACAAAAGGAAGCAUCUCAUUUUGGUAUUCAUCAAUCAGUACAAGGAAAAUCUGCAUUUUAUAAAUUUGUUAAUUUUAAUUUUGAGGUAUAAUAAGACGAAUAAAAUUGUCCAGAAUUUACUCAUCAUUUUGUUUAACCUAGUUUUUGAUCAUAUGUCUGAUGGGAAGGGGGAGAAAAAUGGAGAGAAUUUUUCUUCUAAUGAGAUGAGUCCCCGGGCAUCCACCCUGGGGAAGAGUAAAAAGGGGCGUGCCAGCAUUAACGGUGUUGUUGUGAACAUGAAGAAUGGAGGAACUCCCGAACUGAUCGAUUGCUUCCCCCUGCACGAUGACAGAAAUGUGUGGUUCAAGUGUUGUCAAUCCAUUGUGGAAAGCAUGUACGAACACUUUGAUGACUUCCUUGGCAUCUUUGCGAUGAAGAUGAAGAGCAUGCUUAAUGCCAUCCUGUGUGGUGGAAACAAAAGUGCGAAUGAUGAUUUGACUGAGAGCAGAGGGAGAGACAGCUCGGCGUGUAGAUUACGCAGCAAGGGGGUGGACGAGGUGGAAGAGAGCGCAGUAGAUAAAUCCAACAAGGUGUCCUGCUUCAUGCUAACCAAAUUUAUAUUCGUGGCAGGCCACCUAGGGUUAUAUACCUACAUAUAUGCAGAAAAGAUACAAAACAAUUUAAAAAAAAUCGCAUCGAAAAGUGACAGUAAUUAUGGAAUGUGCACAAAGGAAGAAAAGGAUAGAGAAUAUUUCGACUACGUGGUUGAAAAUAUGAUUGUAUGUAAUAAUUUGUUGGGCAAAAAAAUUAUGCCUUUAAUAUUUUUAAUUUUGAGUAACCCAGAGAGUUUUUUUAAUGACUGUGUAGUUAGGGGUGAAGCGGACAUGGGGAAAAAGUGGCCUCUUAAAAGUGGUAGUUCCGGUCUGUUUAAGGAUGGCGAUAAUGUGAAGGGGAAUAUCUACAUGCAUUAUGAGAUGUAUUUACUCGUCCUGGUUUGUCUCCUAACCCUGUGCAAGUUUUGCAUAAUUUCGCAAAAGUUUUGCCAGAGCGUCGUGAGAGAUCACGUGUCGAUUAUACAACUCAUUGUAUCCAUCAUAACGGAGGAGGGGAACUCCAUUUUUGAGUUGAAAACGGAGAUGUUGCUGGGAAGAGGGGGUAUCCCGUCCAAUGGAGACGACGCGGGGAGCGACCGCAUGCUGAGCGACGACAGCGACGGUGGUGGGAGUGGCGGCAAUGGUGGCAAUGGCGGCAAUGGCGGCAGUGGCGUGGCCCAUUUUGUGGAGUCCUCCUCUGGCAGGGGCAGAAGGAAGAGGGGAGAAGCCAAAAAGGAAGACAACCAUUUGUGCAUCGAAAAUGAGAAAGUGGAAGGAUUUGCCUCCCAGGAGGAGGGGGACAAUCAAGACGACCCGUGGAAUCUCUUUCGAAGCAGAAUCAUGUUCAGGACGAUCUCAAACAUACGAAAAAUGCUCCUAAUCAGUUACGCCGAUUUGUUAUAUAGGCACCCAAACUUAUUGGAGCCGUACAACAAGUACAUUUUUAAAGUUCUCAAUGAUAAGGACAUAAACCUGAGAAGGACAGCCGUCUCUGUCUUUACGCACCUUUUCAUGACGGACACGGUGAAGGCCAAAAAUAUUUUGCUUGUCCAUAUGAUGUACUUAACCAUCGAUAAGGAUGACAAAAUAUCGAGUGGGUCCAAAUCGUUCUUCUAUGAAUUAGACAGAAAGUCACAUGUGACACUGGUUAACAAUAUAUGUGACAUGAUUUCCGUCUUGGCGAAAAAUGAAAAAAAACUCAAGUACGAAAUGAAUAAAGAAAUCGAAGAAUUUCUUCUCAGCUUUAUUAAAAAGAGUAAAUAUAACGAAACGUUGGUCGAGAAAAUUUUUAAAAAAAUGAAAGAAGUCAAUAUUAACAAAACGGACGCGCUGAAAUUGUACAUGCAGGUCUUCCUAAACAUACAAAUUGAUGAGAAGGUACUGAGCAAAAUGAAUAAAUGCUUUCCUCUAAUCAGAUAUAUUAUAAGAGAGAAUCAGUACAUUCAAGAUAGCUUUAUUCAUAUAUGUAAAAAGGCCACGGAGAAAAAAAGGGGAAGACCGGCAGAGGAAGGGCAACACCAACAGCAGCAACAACAGCAGCAGCAGUUGAACGCGUCCAAUAAUGAAAAGGGAAAUAACGAACGGGUCGAAAAUGACAAAUUGGAAAAUAAAAUGAGGGAACUGGCUGAAGAUAUUCUAGGCAAAAUCGAAUCCACCACAAAUAAAUCCAAGAACGUUUCGAACGCUCAUGGCAGUGCAACAAAUGUUGUUUUGAAGGAAUCGAGAAGUAAGGAUGAUGACGAUGUGGUUAGAAAUGACGAGGAACUGAGCAUGAGCAGAAAUGAGGAGGGUGACACUUAG